AUGGGGAAACUGGGAAGGAUGUUGGACACAUUCUGUCUUUCUUCGGGUUCAAACACUUGCUUUUGCAUGAACUCCAUGGAACUUGAAGAUGAGUUUGAGACUAAGCCCUUAAUUGUAAGUGGCAGUGAUCAUAAACUAAGAUUGAAGGAUGUAGUAGCUGGAAAGCAAACAUUGGCUUUUCAAUUGAAACCCCAGAUAGUGAUAUUGAGGGUGUCCAUGCAUUGCUAUGGCUGUGCAAAAAAAGUUGAGAAACAUAUCUCAAAGUUAGAAGGAGUGAGCUCUUACAAGGUGGAUCUGGAAACCAAAAUGGUCGUAGUCAUGGGCGAUAUUCUUCCCUUUGAAGUGUUGGAAAGUGUAUCUAAGGUGAAAAAUGCUGAGCUUUGGAAUUCACGUGCUAGUAAUUAAGGAAUAAUU
This is a messenger RNA of Abrus precatorius (Indian licorice), 414 nucleotides long. RefSeq names its product protein SODIUM POTASSIUM ROOT DEFECTIVE 2. Bases 1 to 405 code for a protein of 134 amino acids. Gene Ontology annotation, molecular function: metal ion binding. The transcript is spliced from 3 exons. NCBI's taxonomy places the organism in Eukaryota, Viridiplantae, Streptophyta, Magnoliopsida, Fabales, Fabaceae. The record is from RefSeq and is a predicted model, not a curated record.